AACUGACAUCGAUAGUAUUCAUAAACUAUCGAUAGUGGCUACAAUUUUCAACUAUCGAUACUAUCGAUAUUAUCCCGUUUAUAGCAUCAAAAAUUCCGGCGUUAUGCUUAUUUACAGAAGUCUUUAAACAUUUUUAAAUUGGUGUACAUAUAUAUAAUCUGCCAGAAAUGACACAUAUUACGGCCCGGGUAUUUGCAGCAAUGCAAAAUUUGGACAUUUCUGCUCUUUCUACUUAUCCACCACACGAAAUUCGACCGGUCCUGCCUUCUCUAGUAAGAAUGAGUCUAUUAUCCCCGCUUGAUAACACGGAAUCAUCGAUGGAAUCUCGCAAACAAAUUUUGGCGGUACUAAUAGGGAUAGAAGUCGUAAACAGCAUAGUUUCGUACUUGCAAGUCAACUACCAUGAGCUGGAGCAGGAAUUGAAAAAGGAAUUGCAGGUUCGCCAAAAGUCAAUGUAUUUCGAGGGACAGCAACCUGAAUUUGGUUUGCAGACUGGUAUAGCUCUGGGUUUCGAACGAGCCGACGUUACUCGAAAAGUGCGUGUUGUCUUGUCAGAAAUUUUCAAUAUACAAUGGCAAUUAUCGGACCAAAAAAACUUUUUGCAAUCUGAGAUUUUGGAUGAUGGAAUAUAUUUAGAAGAAGUUGUCGAUAUUUUAUGCAUAGCCUUAGCGGAACUUCCAUCACUGCUAAAUAUUUUGGAAUUAUCAGAUGCGUUGGUGCACGUACAAAAUGGACAGAGGGUUAUAUGUGCAUUAGUUGCAAAUUUUCCUGAUUGCUACAGAGAUGUUGUAACUCACAUUAUAUUCAAUUGUGAUGAAGACAGUAAUGAAGGAAAGUUAAAGCUCUCGUUAUUAAUGGCGCUAAAUGAAAUGAAUCCAUCUCAAGCAUUACACACCAGAUCUACAUGUGUUGAUAUUUUGAAAGUUCCAUCAUUUAUGUUAAAGCUCUGUUUGAAGUUUCCCGAAGACUUGAUUGCCUUCCUGACGGGCAUGCUGCUGGGAAAUGAUCAAAAUGUGCGCACAUGGUUUGCUAUUUACAUUCGCUCAAGUCAAAAAAGGAAGAGCGACGCCUUAAGCUUGGUACGAUACGAACUUCUGCAACAAUUGCAAGAAAACGUACAACAAUCCUUAAAUCCUGAAAGCGGUGAAGAUUAUACAGUUCAAGGUGUGGUUUUAAUGCGUUUGUAUUGCGCCCUUCGAGGAAUAGCUGGACUUAAAUUUAAUGAUGACGAAGUUAAUGUGUUAACUCAAUUGGUUACAAGUCGCCCACAUCCUACACAGUCUGGACUUCGGUUUGUUUCACUAGCACUUUGCAUGCUUAUAGCGUGCCCAUCGCUUGUCUCUACAACUCUUCUUGAAAAUAAAGCAGUUGAAUGGCUACAAUGGCUCAUAAAGGAGGAUAAGUUCUUCGGAAAAAAAUCAGACACAACUGCGUCGUUGGGUGAAAUGCUGCUUCUGCUCGCAAUACACUUUCAUAGUAAUCAAAUUACGGCAAUUAGCGAAUUGGUUUGUUCAACUCUAGCAAUGAAAAUUCCUAUCCGGCCAAAUAGUACGAGUCGCAUAAAACAGGUUUUCACGCAAGAUCUAUUUACUGAGCAGGUCGUAGCGUCUCAUGCAGUUCGAGUACCUGUAACUCCAAAUUUAAAUGCGAACAUUUCUGGUUAUCUUUCAGUGCAUUGCAUACAUCAACUUUUAAAGUCGCGGGCAUUUCUGAAGCAUAGAGUACCUAUUAAGCUAUGGAUUUACAAACAAAUUUGUAGUUCUGUUCGACCAGUACAUCCAGUUAUGCCAGCUUUAAUCGAAGUGUAUGUCAACACACUAAUAGUGCCGAAUCCGUUAGGAAAAGUAAAUGUCGAUCAUAUGCACAAACCUUUCUCCGAAAAUGAAAUUUUAUACAUUUUCAAGUCGUCCAAGACUACUACAAUUGAUAGUAAAAAUAUUCUCGGAGUAUCACAAAUGUUAACAUUCGGUGCAACAUCCACCGAAAUGGAUGAAAUAAUGAGCAUUGAAGUCAAGUGCUCUUUAACCGCACAAUUGCUCAUAUUAUAUUAUUUGGUUCUAUAUGAAGAUACGCGUCUUUGUAAUACACACAACCAGUCCUUGGCUGGAAAGAAAAUAAAGGAGUACUCGAACAACUUUUUGGCAGAGCUUCCAAUGAAGUAUUUGCUACAGAAAGCGGAACAAUAUCAGAUCGAUUAUGCCGGUCUAUUUCAUCCAUUACUUCGCUUAAUUAUAUCCAACUAUCCUCAUUUAAGUAUGGUUGACGAUUGGAUGGAGGAGCAUUAUGCAUCAAUUUCCGUAUCAUCAAAUCUCAUGUUAAAUAAGCAAAUUGAUCGAUCCCUCGUAAUUAAGGCACUGGAUAUAAUAAGUACUAAAUCUUCAAUAGCCAUACGAGUUUUUAAAGCUCUUUUAAAGCUUCCCGUUGAAGACUUGGCGCAGUAUACAGAUCUAAUAGUGGAGAAUAUGCCUCAUGUUUUUCAAAAGAACGUUCCACGAAUUAUUCAAGACCUAUACAAAGAUAUAUGGUUGCGGCUUAAUUCUGUCCUUCCCACUAGUUUUUGGAAAAUGUCGCUUAAUUCUGUCAUGAACGCAGAAACGAGCUCCCCAUGUUGCACAUAUGUUAACGAAGAUUUGUUGGAUCCAUUACAAGUUUUAAGGUGUGGAAAGCAUGUCUUCUAUUCCCCCCAUACUCUUAUGAUCCUGUUACGCAUUUUGCAAGGAAGUUUGGCAGCAUCCAAAGCUUUUCUCAAUAUCCAGAUGCAAUCUAAGCAGAUAUUAGACAAAAAUGGGCAAUUGCAGUGUGACAGCGAUCGAGACGAGUUGAAAACAGCUUUGAUUGCUUCACAGGAGAGCGCGGCUGUCCACAUACUCCUAGAAGUUUUAGCUGAUAUGAAUAAAAAUGCCGUUGAUACAGUAUCAACUUUUUGCUUACGGGAAACGCAAGGCAUAAUUUGCUCCUUCAUACAUCAAGCUUUUAUAUCUGAGCCUUCUUUGGCUAAACUUGUACAUUUUCAAACAUAUCCGAGAGAAGUUAUACCAAUGAUGGUAAUGGGUGUUCCUUCCAUGCAUAUUUGUAUUGAUUUUCUUCACGAGUUUCUUACUAUGCCGGAAAUGGAUAAACAAAUAUUCACCAUAGAUUUGGCAUCUCAUCUCGUACUUAAAUACGCUAUACCUAAAAGCUUAAGUGUUGCAAAAUUCUGUAUAAAUACGGUUCAAUCAUCCUUGUCGUUACUUUCUACACAAGCUAAAUGCAAAUUUUUGAGUAACAUUCUACCAGCCCUUAUUCGAUUCGCGGAGGCUUUUCCUAUUUUAGUUGAUGACUGUAUUAAUAUACUUAUGCUAACUGGAAGGAGCUUGCAUUCGCAAGGCACUUUAGGCAUUAACUCCACUCAAAUGCAGCUCACAUCAAAUACGAAACAAAAGUGCUUCAAGGAUACACAGCAGUACAUAUCCAUGAUAGAAGAGGCAUUUGAAACGUUGAUAACAAAAAUAGUAAAUAAAGUGGAGCUGUACUGAACUAUCAGAUUCAAUUUUAA
This is a messenger RNA of Rhagoletis zephyria (snowberry fruit fly), 3535 nucleotides long. It is a transcript of the gene IntS2, whose product is annotated as integrator complex subunit 2. The record is from RefSeq and is a predicted model, not a curated record. Gene Ontology annotation, biological process: snRNA 3'-end processing. Lineage: Eukaryota; Metazoa; Arthropoda; Insecta; Diptera; Tephritidae. Gene Ontology annotation, cellular component: integrator complex.